AUGAAUACGGCAUUAGGAGUGCUAACAUUCGUGUUUUUCUUGUUGUCUUUGAGCAAAUCCCAGGAUUAUGACGAUGAAAAACCUGCUGCUCCACCACCAGAAGUAGAAAGCUGCAAUGGGAUUUUCUUGUCCUAUGACUUCAACUCUCGGACUAAAUUAUAUCCUCGCGUGAAGAAUGCGACGGCGCAAGCCUGGGCAUUCAAUGCCACCGCAACGAUAUUGAACACUGGCACGCUCGAGCUCAAAGCAUGGAAGAUGUUUAUCGGGUUUCAACACGAUGAGAUUCUUGUUGGUGCUGGUGGAGCGGUUCUAAUAGAUGGGGAUGAUUUCCCGGCUCCUGUUGGGAAUGGGAGUUAUUUUUCAGGGUCUCCGCUGGCGGAUUUGAAGACCGCCAUUGACACCGCCGGAGAUCUUACCCAAAUUCAGGUGCAAAUUCAGAUAAGUGGCACUCAGUUUGGGGUGAAGCCGCCUGGGAUUCCAAUGCCUAAAACAAUCCGGCUUGUCAAUGAUGGAUACAUGUGCCCAACACCGCGUCGUCGUGAGAAAUCUAUACAUGUUUGCUGUGUUAGGAAUCCGAAAUUCAAGGCAGCCAAAACUACCAAAACCAAGUUCUUACCACGGCAGAAGGGAGAUCUUACCAUCGCCUAUGAUGUGAUUCAAGCCUAUGAAAACAAUUAUCUAGCUCAGGUGACUAUGGAGAACAAGAGCCCUUUAGGGCGUCUUGACCAUUGGAACUUGACCUGGGAGUGGAUGAGGGGGGAGUUUAUAUCCACAAUGAGAGGAGCUUACACACGCAAGAUAGAAUAUGCAGAAUGCAUUUAUGGGGUGGCCGGAAAAUACUAUGGGAGCAUGGAUUUCUCCAUGGUCAUGAAUUGUCAAAAGAGGCCGGUGAUCGCCGACUUGCCCCUCGAGAAAGCUAACGACACGAAAGUUGGGAAGUUGCCAUUCUGCUGCAGAAAUGGUAGUCUUUUACCACCCAUCAUGGAUCCAAGCAAAUCCAAGUCUAUUUUUCAAUUGCAGGUGUUUAAAAUUCCACCUGAUUUGAACCGGACCGCUCUUUAUCCGCCGGAGAAAUGGAAAAUCACCGGCGUUCUUAAUCCGGACUAUAAAUGCGGACCUCCGAUUAGAGUGGAUCCGACCGAAUUUCCAGACCCCAGUGGGCUUGAAGCAAUAAGCACAGCAAUUGCAACAUGGCAAAUAGUCUGCAACAUCACACGACCAACAAAAAGAAACUCUAGGUGCUGUGUUUCCUUCUCUGCCUAUUACAAUAACUCUGUUAUACCCUGCAACACAUGUGCCUGCGGCUGCGGCGACGACGACGACAAGUGCAAUCCUACCGCCCCGGCUAUGUUUCUUCCUGCAGAAGCUCUUCUUGUACCCUUCCAGAACAGGAUACAGAAGGCCAUAGCUUGGGCGAAAAUAAAGCAUUUGCACAUCCCUAAGCCAUUGCCUUGUGGUGACAAUUGUGGUGUCAGCAUAAAUUGGCAUGUCAACUCUGAUUACAAGAGUGGGUGGACGGCGCGGAUCACUCUGUUCAAUUGGGAAGAAAUGAUUUUUGAGAAUUGGUUCACUGCAAUUCAAAUGAAGAAAGCUUAUCGAGGCUAUGAAAAUGUAUACUCCUUCAAUGGGACGUUGAUUCCAGGGCUCAACAACACCAUCUUCUUUCAAGGUUUAAAGGGGUUGAAUUUUUUGGUGGGGGAGACAAAUGGAACAAACCCUAGAAAUGAUCCGAGAGUGCCUGGAAAGCAACAAUCUGUCGUCUCCUUUACAAAAGGGAAAACUCCAGGUAUCAAAAUAGCAAAAGGAGAUGGGUUUCCUUCGAGGGUGUUCUUCAAUGGGGAGGAGUGCUCGCUUCCGACACAAUUUCCUAUAGGAAAUGGGAAUCGAUGUCAUGUACAUUUGGUGGAAGUAAUUCUUCUUAUACUCGUCACCUUGUUGCUGUUGCAAACUCACCAUUGA
Corylus avellana is the source of this 1959-nucleotide messenger RNA. Its product is annotated as COBRA-like protein 10. Lineage: Eukaryota; Viridiplantae; Streptophyta; Magnoliopsida; Fagales; Betulaceae. Gene Ontology annotation, biological process: cellulose microfibril organization. The record is from RefSeq and is a predicted model, not a curated record. Gene Ontology annotation, cellular component: membrane.